This is a messenger RNA of Exophiala dermatitidis NIH/UT8656, 3743 nucleotides long. RefSeq lists its product as uncharacterized. Gene Ontology annotation, biological process: carbohydrate metabolic process. Bases 2457 to 3596 code for a protein of 379 amino acids. NCBI's taxonomy places the organism in Eukaryota, Fungi, Ascomycota, Eurotiomycetes, Chaetothyriales, Herpotrichiellaceae. The transcript has a single exon. The record is from RefSeq and is a predicted model, not a curated record.
UUCAAGGUCUCUGCCAGUGACUAUACACUUCAAGGCCAUAAAUAAAUGCAACGUGGUACUAAUCGACAUUUCAGACACUCCUUCACACCUGUGACAGCCAAGUCCUCUCAGUACAUGUAUCUGAAGUUCGGAUUCUCGCGGUCCGUCAGAUCCUCAAACGCAUGCAGAUAUUGGUCGUCCUUCGCCUCGUGAAUCCCAGCCAACGCCAGUUCGUCCUUCUUACGGUUCUGACGUCGGAGGUAGAAGCGAAGAAAUACGAUAACAAGAACCAAGAGUGCAUAGCACCCCAUAUGAGUUGCAAAAGCGAUGAAGUAUCGUGGUGCAUCGUAAGACAGGAAGACUUGAGGACCUGAAAAGAUGGCAAUCAGCUCCGCCCCAUGACGGAUAAGUCCCAGGGGUUCAACAUACCAACGGCGUUUCCAGCACACCAAGAAACGAAGUUCAUCGACACGACUACAGUCUUCUUGGUCUGACCCCCAACGUUACGGGAGAUCAUGCUCAUUGCCACAGUCUGUGCCGCCCAGAACGAGAGGACAAUGUAGUAGCUGAUCAGCAACCCGGCUUUGGUGGCUGUGUUCUUGUUUUCGACGGUCAUGAGAACAAUCGUGCCAACGAAAGAGCUGACGUCAAGUUAGACAGAGUACAAAAUUGUCAGAAAAGCCAUUUAUCGCUCACGGAAUGACAAAAACUCCCAUCACCACACAAUUUUGGCCGGUUUUCUUGAUCAGCCAGGUCGAUCCCAACAGGAUUAAGAUGAUAACGGCGCCUAGCACCAUAGCAAGGAGCUGCGUCUGGAGGAUGGUAAAGUGGAAGCCUAGAGGACACGGUCAGAUCAGAAAUCUCUUCAUUGGAAACUGCUAUUCGUACCGGUGAUGAUGAUAUUGGCGAAUGCCCCUAAGCCCGACGUGGGCAAAGUCGUGCAUAUGGCGAUGAGGCAAUAGCAAUAUGUCUGAGGGUCAAGGAAAGCUUCUUUGACCUGUUCGCGUCGAAAGGUCUUGUUCUGCAGUCCAGUCUGGUUGCUUCGGACUCGCUCGACCAUGAGUUUCUUGUCCUCUUCGGAGAAACACUUUGCUUUCAUCGGUGAGUCAGGCAUCCACCAUCCGACAAACAAGCCCCAGAGCACUGAAAAGCAACCGUAAGUGAUGAAAAUGGCCUGCCAUGACUUGAGAGGGCCCGACUUGAUGAGCGUGAAACAAUAGGCCAAUAGGCCGCCCACAAUUUGCUGGCCACCAUUCAUCAUGUACCAAUAUGUGACUGUUUCGGCCUGCUCGUCCCUUCUAUACCACAUGCUGCUGAGAAUCAGGAAGGCGGGCUGACAGACAGCUUCAAAAAUGCCGAGCAAUGUUCUCAGCGCAACCAGGGUUGCAAAGUCCUUGGCCACAGCAUGCAGUGCAAGGACUGCGCCCCACAAGCAGAUACUCAAGCUGAGAUAUUUGGCAAUGGGAACUCUUUGCAGAGUCCAGUUGGUGGGAUAUUCGACAAUCAGGACGGCGAUAUAGAUACACGUGGUCAACCAAGAAUACUAGACGGGGUUAGCUGCUACCGCCAGGGAAUGAUGGCCGCCUCUGACCUGCUGACUGUGGAGAUGAAGGUCUUUUCUGAUGCCCAUGAUGGAGGCAAAAGACAUGGUUCCUUUAUCGAGGGCUUGCAGGAAGUAAGUGGGAACCAUGAUGGCCAGUACACGCAUGUCAAUCAUGCGUCUCAGACGUUUGUUUUCAGCCUCGGAGAUUUCAAUGGGCGCGGCAGAGGCGUAUCGUGCGACAUCAGUGUCGAUACGAUCAUAGUCGAUGACUUCCUUUUUGAUUUCACUACCACCAGACAUGACCCUCUCAAUCUGUGUGACAUCCUCUUUGUUAAUGUCCGAGGGCUCUAUGGUCACCCCCAUGUUCGAUUCGAUGCGGUCUGAGCCAGGCAUGAUGGCCACAACAGCAAAAAGCGCAGCGGGACACUGCUCAGGAGUACAGACUGGGUUGAAAGCCUGAGAGAAUAAUGUUUCCUACUGCCAGCUCUGGAUCAUGGUCUGUAUAUAUAAUUGAGAAGCCAGCAUGAAGUUGAGGUACCAACACAGCAUCGGUCGAGAGCUGUCCGAAGGCUCUUGCUCCCCUCUUCGCCUCGCCAGCCACCGAAACGGCGACUAUGUAGUCUACAGAAAACUUCCUCCGGACUUUACCCCAGAUUGGAACGAUAGGCUGGCGCAAUGUCCAUCACCCCGUGGGGUCACUUGAGCUCGUGUCGAGGCUACCGUGCCAGGGGGUGUUUAGGUUACGGCGGCAUUUCGGCAUAGCUCGGUGCGCGGAGUAUCUCACACCGAGAGCACAAUGGCCUCAAAUCCGCGUCACCCUUGCAGCUAACCAUUUAGCUACCAGUAUUCAAUAACUCGAAAAAGAAGAAAAGAAAGUGCUCCAGGAGCUCUUUAAUUGCAGGCCGAAACUGGGCAGACCAGCUAGCCUUCCAAGAUGCCGACUCACCUAACAGUAGAAGGGCUAAGUGCCACCAGCAUCCGCGAGAAAAUCGACCUCCUCAUCCACAACCUGGUCAAUAUCAAAGAUGAGACAGGUCAUUUCCUGCUGGAGCUAGCGGACGGGCGGAUCAUCGACACAAAGGGCUGGAACGACUGGGAAUGGACGCACGGGAUCGGUCUGUACGGUCUCUACCAGUACCACGCGUUGACAUCUUCCGCGUCAGCGCUGAAGACCAUUGAGGACUGGUUCUCGGCGCGACUCGCAGAGGGCACGACCAAGAACAUCAACACGAUGGCAGUGUUUCUGACUCUUGCCUAUCUGUACGAGAAGAACGGCGAACAGAGCUACCUACCCUGGCUGGACUCGUGGGCCGAAUGGGCCAUGUAUGAACUGCCACGAACCACAUAUGGAGGAAUGCAGCACAUCACAUAUGUGGACGAAAACCACCACCAGCUGUGGGACGACACGUUGAUGAUGACGGUGAUGCCGCUGGCCAAAAUUGGCAAGAUUCUGAAUCGUCCGCACUACAUUGAGGAAGCGAAACGACAAUUCCUGCUGCAUAUUCAGUAUCUUUACGACUCGCAGACAGGGCUGUUCUUCCACGGCUGGCAGUUUGACGAGACGGCGCCCGGCGGAGUUGGACAUAACUUCGCCCGUGCCAGAUGGGCCCGGGGGAACAGUUGGUUGACGAUCGCCAUUCCGGACUUCAUCGAGCUGCUCGAUCUGCCACCCGACGACGGCCUCAGGUUAUAUCUCGUGUCGGUGCUCGAAGCACAAUGUCGCGCAUUGGCCGCACUACAGACCCCCGAGGGGAUGUGGAGGACUUUACUCGACGUGUCGGAGGAAGAAGGGAGCUACGUCGAGGCAUCUGCCACGGCGGGCUUUGCGUACGGUCUAUUGAAGUCGAUCCGGAAGCGGUACAUUCCCAAAGAAAAAUACAUGCCCGUGGCCAUGAAAGCGGUCAAGGCCGUUCUGCAGAGAAUCAGCGACGAUGGAGAGUUGCUGGACACCAGCUUCGGAACGGCCAUGGGCCACGAUCUGAAGCAUUAUAUCAACAUCGAGCGAACCAGCAUGCCGUACGGCCAGGCUAUGGCGAUGAUGGCCCUGGUGGAGUUUUUGCGGGUGUUCAUAUAAAAGACAGAUAUAUAGAUAGAUACAGUUCAGUAUCAACGUGCACAAACUAUACCUCCCAACAUUGUCUAUAUAUUUUUUGUUCUUCACAAUUUCCCUCUCGAAAGCAAAGAGCCGCCAUCCGUCGUGAUGACCGCACCGUUAAUAUGC